GUCGAAGCCCAUUGGAAACUAGUAAUAAGAAUGGACAUCGCAUCACUAGCACCUAGGCUAGAGCAUAUAACCAAAAGUAUUGAACGCACCGACAUAAUGUGCAAAUCAUUACUAGCAAAUGUAAAAACAUGCAAGAACCUGCAUGGAAUCCUAGACAAGGGACACAAUAAGACGAAACAUCUGAUACAUACCAUACAGAUGGUAUACAGGACGCCGACAGAUAAGCGGCGCGGACUGAUAAACGGAGUAGGCUCCAUAGCCAAGACACUGUUCGGAACCAUGGACGCCGACGACGAGAAAACGAUUAACGAACAGCUGACGCUACUAGAAGACAACAACGCGGCAACCAAACACGCCGUAGAAAAUCAAUUAAAAGUAAUCAACGCCACGAUAGCUCACGUGGAGACGUUGGAACAAACUAUCCAAGAAAACGAAAACGCACUGACGACACUCCUAGAGAAAAUACAAAACCAAAACCUAAUACAUAACAGACGAUACGACUUGGACGAACAUUUCACAGUUCUUAACGCUCUGACGAACGAUCUACUACAAGACGCGUCCGACAUUAUCGAAUAUCUAGCAUAUAUAAAAGAGGGAAUACUUCACCCUAAAAUCGCGAAUAUAGAUCAAAUAAUGGAAGCUCUCCGUGAGGCUAGUCUAACCUGGCCCCAGGGACUCUACCUUCCUACAGGUAUGCGAAAUCACGAUUGGUUAAAAAUAGAAAAAUUGAUUAACAUCAGCGCCUAUUGCGACAUAAAAAACAUGUAUACGAUACUUAGAUUUCCCUUAGCCAGCCUACCGAUCUAUAGACUUAUGCGAAUAAUAGCGUUGCCGGUGCAUAAUCACCUAAACAUUUUUUCAUCUGUAAAAACGACUACAGAAUAUCUAGCAAUAGACGCGGAAAAACAAACGUACCUAACUAUCAGCGAAAGCGACCUGCAAGGAUGUAAUAAAAUAAACACCGAACAUAUAUGCGAGGCGACGCAUGCGAUAAAUAAGAUAAACACAAAUGCGAUCUGCGAAGUACAAAUGUAUAUACACAAUCGCAACUUACACUGUAACAUAAACCAUAUCAUAAGCGAACGCGCAAUAUGGAUUAAGACGCACGACUCUUGGUUGUACUCCACAGCAAAACCUGAAGAAAUUAGUAUAAAAUGCCUAGACCACCCCGAAGGUAAAGAAACGAUAAAUAAUACCGGAAAAAUAAUUAUAAACAAAAAUUGCAAGAUAGUUACAACCGAACUAAUUAUUAAACCACACAAAACUCUCAGUUCUAAAAUCCUAGACACAUACAUGCCUAGGAUAAAUAUUACAAUGAUACAGGAAAUUUCUUUAGAUAACCACACAGAUAGUAUACACUUGAAAAAAAUUUCCGACAACCCACACGAUUUUGGACACCUAAAAAUGAGUAUAGAAAAAAUCAAACAAGAACUGGAGAGUGACCAAGAGCCGUUCUUCCGAAAAAAACAAUUCAUAUACCCAAUGACAACCAGCGGCGUUACCGCUUUAAUCAUAAUAGCCAUCAUGAUUUACAUGAUAUAUACAAAACAAACUAGCAAACCACCAAGGCCUAACAAAGCAGGUUGUCAUCUGAGAACAAAGUUGUAAGCGAAAACAUCGCACCCUCGUUUUCUUAUCUAACGGGGGAGGGAUGUUGUAAGCCGAUUACAACUAUAUUUAUUAAAAUUGCGACACGCAUCUUUCGAAAGACGUUGCAAGAAGCACCUCUUUCGAAAGACGCACAAGAAUCCGCCGCGCUCACG
Molecule: messenger RNA, 1763 nt
Organism: Monomorium pharaonis (pharaoh ant)
Lineage: Eukaryota; Metazoa; Arthropoda; Insecta; Hymenoptera; Formicidae
Exons: 1
Coding region: 31-1608 (525 amino acids)
Source: RefSeq, a predicted model, not a curated record